Messenger RNA from Cladocopium goreaui, 846 nucleotides. Lineage: Eukaryota; Dinophyceae; Suessiales; Symbiodiniaceae. The record is from the annotation of a GenBank genome assembly.
AUGUCUUUUUCCAGCGCCCUUGCUACGGCCAGGAAGGAGUACAAUGAUCGUUGCAAGGAUUUCAAGAAGCUUUUGGAGGUCUUUCAGGAGGCCGCAAGCGCUCCAGAACCGGAGAAAGUGAAGGAGAUCAAGGAAACUGCAGCUCUGGUGGCCACGUACCGUACUGUGGAGGUGGCCAUGCGCGAGCAUGUGCGUGAAGUGAUGAAGAGGGCGGGCUUCGACCGCCUGGUGGUCUUCAGUGCAGCCGAGGAAGCGGCCGAAGCCAAAGUUGCUGCAGACCGCGCCAAGGCCGCCGAGAAGGCUGAGAAAGCCGCCGAGGCCGCGCGAACGGCAGCCAAAAAGGCUGCUGAGCGCAAGGCUGCUAAGGAGGAGGCCUUGGCGAAGGCCGCUGCGGCCAAGGCCAAGGCCAAGGCGAAAGCGGCAGAGGCCAAGGCGAAAGCCAAGGCGAAGGCGGAAGCGGCUGAGGCCAAGGCGAAGGUCACGAGUGGUGACAUGGCAAGGAACUCUGUUCGAUCCGCCAGAGGGACGGAUUCCCGGUGGGGCUCUGAAGCUCUGAACUUGAUCCAGCGCGCUGCACCCGCUGAAGCUGAAGUAGAGCAGGUCCCACAGAUUCAAUUCAUUCAAGAUGGCCCUGCUGUGGGAUGGGCGGUGAAAGGUGUGAGCUACAAUUCCGGCACCCAAUAUUUCGUGAAGCGUCCGGACUCGACACUCUGGGAGACCAGGUAUCAAGCCUUGAAGGACUUGGACCAGGAUGAUGCCAUUGUGGUGGCAGUGCAAGCCGCAAGGCGCCGCGCAAGCGCGGCAACUUCUUUGGUGGUGUCUUUCGCGGAAAUUAUUGGGAUUUAA